Messenger RNA from Lemur catta (Ring-tailed lemur), 3482 nucleotides. Its product is annotated as neurotrypsin-like. Lineage: Eukaryota; Metazoa; Chordata; Mammalia; Primates; Lemuridae. The transcript is spliced from 3 exons. Gene Ontology annotation, cellular component: dendrite; terminal bouton; synaptic cleft. The coding region runs from base 33 to 719 and encodes 228 amino acids. The record is from RefSeq and is a predicted model, not a curated record.
UCUGAAGUCAUGACACUUCAUGAGGUUGUUUUAUGUGUGGUGGUUCCUUGAAGCCAGCAGUCUACCAGCCAUGUUUGUUUUAUUGUCACAGAUACGGCAAACAAACCUCCGCAAACCACUUCCCAGAAAGCAUGGGUCCCAUAUGGCUGGACGAUGUCACCUGCUCCGGAAAGGAAACCAGUUUCCUCGACUGUUCCAGGAAGCCCUGGGGGCGGCAUGACUGUGGCCAUCGCAAGGACGUUGGAGUCGCCUGCUACCCUGGCAGCGAGGGACACAGACUUUCUCUGGGUUUUCCUCUCCGACUGGUGUAUGGAGAAAACAAGAAGGAGGGAUGCAUGGAGGUUUUUAUCCAUGGCCAGUGGGGAACCAUCUGCGACGAUGGAUGGAGUGACAAGGACGCAGCUGUGGUCUGUCGGCAGCUUGGCUUUAAGGGCCCCGCCAGAGCACGAGGCGUGGCUUACUUUGGGGAAGGAGCAGGACCCAUCCACGUGGACAACGUGAAGUGCACAGGACAUGAGAGGUCCUUGGCUGACUGCAUCAAGCAGGACAUCGGAAGACACAACUGCCGCCACAGCGAGGAUGCGGGCGUUAUUUGCGAUUAUUCUGGCAAGAAAGCGUCAGGUAACAGUAAGAAAGGUGAGCCGCCUUCUGGGGCCCUAAGCAAGCCACGGGAUGCUGACCCCCACCUCGUUACUCCAAGGAGGGCUUUGGUGACGUAAGUCCCGUGCAGCAAGAACGUAUGCAGUCAGUGCCUGCUCCUGGUGGUAGUAUUUAGAGCAGUGGUUCUUGGCAAACUUGCCCAGGUGGGGCUUGCAGAGAGAGCAUGCUCAGGGCUAGGAGCGGAUUUCCAGAAACUGUGAUCCCUGGGAUCACCCCCUUUGUACAUUCUUAACGGUUCCUAUAUUCCCUUCUUUGGAUGAAAUAAAGCUGUCCUUGAAGAUCCAGAAUUGAUAUUUCCGUCUUAAAAAGGAAAGCAAUGGAAAUAGAGAGAUGAAUCCAACAAAGGCACUUCUUCACUCUUAUUUUAUUCUGUUAUAUUUUUUUUUUAUUUUAUUUUUUGAGACAGGGUCUCUCUCUCUGUCACCCAAGCCGGAGUGCAGUGCUGUGAUCACAGCUCACUGCAACCUCCAAGUUCUGGGCUUACACGAUCCUUCCACGUGAAUCUCUCAAAGUCACUGGGACUACAGGUGUGCACCACCACGCCCUACUAAUUUUUUUAAAAUAAUUUUUUGUAGGAUAAGGUCUUGCUACAUUUGCUGAAAAGAACAGUCAUCUCUUUGUCUGCAUUGAAAGUUCAUAUUUUUGUGCCAUUGGCUUUUGUUAAGAUCAGGUACAUCUAAGUAUUUGAGUAUUAUUCUUUUCUAAAACCUUUUAAUAACUGCCAAAGACAGUGCAAUAAAUGAAUGCAAUAAAUGAAUUGGAUGUUGGUUUUUUUUUUACGUUUAAAAACAUUUUUUUCUUUUAAGCAUUUUAGAGCAUUCUGGAUGUUGUUAAUAUGAUUCUUCACUAUCUGAGGAGCUUUUGAGUGUAGACAGAACAUUGACAACUCCUUGUGCUUUAUUUUUUUACAUAUACAUAUACAUACACAUAGGAAUUGGUAAGACAGUUUUCUCUACAUUCUGAUUAUUAAGUUCCCUUCAAUAAUUUAAACUACACUUACAAAUUGAAUAUAACUGAUUCUUUGGAUUAUGUCAAAUCCCUGAAGUAGUUAUAAAAUAUAAAAAUUCAAUAACUGUGAAAUAUUUUACUACACUUCUAUGUAAACCUAUUCUAAAAGAUGAGCUACCGUAGGUUUGUUUCUUCAUUGUUUAUGUGUUUGUUUUUAUGCCUUUCUGGAGUUGUGGCAAUACUUAUUUUGACUCCUUUCCAUGGUUAUAACAAUGUUGCCAGACCUCAAGUAAAAAGAUUUCCUGCUACACUAGCUAGAUUACAGAAACUGGCUCAGGAACCGAUUGAUUUGAUAUUCACACUCUUGACUGGUGACUUCUAUAAGGUGAUUCAAACUCAAGUCAUUGGUCAUUGGUCAUCUGAUGGGGUCCUUUUAUAAAUGAACUUCAUUUUGCUUUUUAUUUAUUUUUUAUAACAGUUUGUGGGUUUAAAUACAUUUUAUUCUCUUGCAAUCUGGUGCUUUGUCUCAGAGUGAUGUCAACUUCAGGUUUUGCUUGCUCACUGUUACAUCAUUCCUUUUCUUGGCAUCAUAUACAUUUAGCCAACUUGGAGCACUAUUGGAAACUUAUGUUUUUUUUCUAAUAUCCUAUAAUAUGCAGUGUCAUCUAGAGGACUCAUAUUCUAAGAGCUGAAGUUACAAUUUGACAGCAUGCCUCUGAGAUCAUUUGGCAAAUUAGUCAUCUUGGCACACAUUGUCGGACCUCUUUCUCCAUCAAGAAAUAACGACUGCUAAUUCCCCACUGGGCUCUCCUCUACCUGAGUAUCAUGGGAGACCAUUAGUCCCCAUGAGGUCUCGUGUUCUUGGCAAGAUGCCCACCCUUCUGUCCUUACGCAAAUGGAAAGACAGCGCGUAUCUGUGCCUGAUCCACACGUACUUAACCAAAGAAGCAAAGUACCUCUAUAUACAUUCUCUUGCUUUCUAAAAUUAUUUUAAAAAUUGGUCAUAUCUGUUAGAUUUGCCCUUCUUUUUUACACCACCUUGCAUGUCAUUUUCAUUGAACUCUUUUUUGUAUGUUCCUGACAGAAGUCUGUUACCUGGGGAAGUUUGACUGUAUUACCCAUCAAUACAGUUGACCACUUAAAUUGGCUUAGCAAACCCUUUUCAUACGUUAAUACCCCGAGUAAACGUAAAUUCAGAUCGGAAUUCUAGCCUGGGAAUGUUUGCUCCUUUGAGUUACAUAUUCAUCUGUGGCUUGGAACAGUGGUGUAUUUGGAAAGUGAGUCAUUUAGACCCUUACUGCCUUUGCCAUUCUCUUAUUUUGUUUGACAUUCCUGAACUCCGGGACAGCUUCUAUAGUUGGCAGCAGGACACGACCAGGACAAGGCACUAGACGGGGUCACACGACUCAGAAGCCCUAAAACCCCUUGGAGCUAAAACCUCAUAAAAUUUCCCAUGUGUUUGCAACUUGCUACCAUUUGGUCGAAUGAGGACACUUUUUAUCUUCAUUAUAGGAAAAGUUAUCCUACAAUUUGCAGAGAAAGGGAUUUUGACAUAGAGGAGGAAGCAUCAGGGGAGUACAACACUUAUUGUGCCUUUACCCCUCCAUCAGCAGCGAGGGUCUAACUCCUGACCUUCCUCCUUCAGGGCCCCUGGCGUCUGUCUGUGGGCUGAUGUUACUGCACCGUCGGCAGAAGCGGAUCAUUGGUGGGAAAAAUUCCUUAAAGUAAAAGGUUCUUUGAAGCAGAUUUUCCAUAUUAAAGAAUUAUUUAUAUACAUACAGCGUUACAAACUAGGCAUGUUCUAUUAUUAUAGAAGGGAUUUGUUUCAUUCAUUUUAUUUUCUAAACUAAAUACAGACUGCGCUGAUAAUCACA